Molecule: messenger RNA, 393 nt
Organism: Procambarus clarkii (red swamp crayfish)
Lineage: Eukaryota; Metazoa; Arthropoda; Malacostraca; Decapoda; Cambaridae
Source: RefSeq, a predicted model, not a curated record
AUGGCUACUGAAGUUCAACACCGGCAAGUAUAUAGUUAUGGAAAUGGGCCUAGUUGCCAGGAGACCAAAGGUUUCACUCCAGGCAAUUUCAGUGUUGAAGUUACAAUUUACGACGAUACUAGCGAGAAUAUGAUUAUAUCCAGCAGUAGAGAUUGUAUACUGACAGUGUUGCCUGUUGCUCGAGAAACAUCAAAGUGUUCGUUAGGUACAUCUGUAACUGUGCAGCUGCCUGAGCCUACAUCUGUAACUGUGCAGCUGCCUGAGCCUACAUCUGCAACUGUGCAGCUGCCUGAGCCUACAUCUGUAACUGUGCAGCUGCCUGAGCCUACAUCUGUAACUGUGCAGCUGCCUGAGCCUACAUCUGUAACUGUGCAGCUGCCUGAGCCUACAUGA